Messenger RNA from Conger conger (European conger), 1198 nucleotides. It is a transcript of the gene vwc2l, whose product is annotated as von Willebrand factor C domain containing 2 like. The record is from RefSeq and is a predicted model, not a curated record. The coding region runs from base 131 to 1198 and encodes 355 amino acids. Gene Ontology annotation, biological process: negative regulation of BMP signaling pathway. Gene Ontology annotation, molecular function: protein binding. NCBI's taxonomy places the organism in Eukaryota, Metazoa, Chordata, Actinopteri, Anguilliformes, Congridae. Gene Ontology annotation, cellular component: AMPA glutamate receptor complex. The transcript has 4 exons.
UUCUUUUCCAAAUGGUUCAAGAGGAACUUGCGCUCUCCGCUUAACCAGUCCGAAAAGGGGCUGGAUCCGCACGAUUCCGAAUCCAGCAAAUUGGAACCAGACAAUUUAACGCGGAAUACCGCGGCGAAAGAUGGGCCCUCCUGUUCCAGCGACCUGUGUCGUCCUCCUUGCUCUGAAUGCCGCUGUUUUUCCGGCCUCCAUUACGCCUGAGGAUUAUCCCGCGGAUGAGGCCGACCGGACGGGCAACAAUGACAUUAUUUUCGACGACUACAGAGGAAAGGGUUGCGUCGACGACAGUGGCUUCGUGUACAAACUCGGAGAGCGUUUCUUCCCCGGGCACUCGAACUGCCCCUGCGAGUGUACGGAGGACGGCCCAGUGUGCGACCAACCGGAGUGUCCCAAAAUACACCCCAAGUGCACCAAAGUGGAGCAUAACGGCUGCUGUCCCGAGUGCAAGGAGGUCAAAAACUUUUGUGAAUAUCGGGGAAAGACUUAUAAAAUCUUGGAAGAGUUCAAGCCCUCCCCCUGCGAAUGGUGUCGUUGUGAGCCCAACAACGAGGUGCACUGCGUAGUGGCCGACUGCGCAGUCCCGGAGUGCGUUAACCCCGUCUACGAGCCGGAACAGUGCUGCCCCAUCUGUAAGAACGGGCCGAACUGCUUUGCGGCAGGCACCACCAUCAUCCCGGCGGGCAUCGAGGUGAAGGUGGACGACUGCACCAUCUGCCGCUGCCACACGGGGGACUGGUGGAAGCCGGCGCAGUGCCUGCGUCGGGAGUGCCUGAACGGCAGACCACCUCGUAGGGCCGGGGGAGCCCCGCGUGGGGGCGGACCGACCCCCGCGUACGAGGGAGAGCCCGGGGAACGCCCGCCGGCUGCGACCGAACGACUGGAGCACAAAACCUUCGCCGAGCCUCCGCCAAACCCCCGAAACCCCCAAACCCCCGCUCACAUACCGACCCCUCGGCCCCGACUUCACCGGCGGGGGGAACCGACCCUGCACCCUCAACGUCCCCCGGCACCAGCGGCUGGCCCUCUGUCCCACCGUUACUCUUUAAAGGAAACAUUUUACGCAACUUGCUUCUGCCGCUUACUCUGGACGGGUUGUUGUGUCGCGUGGAGGGGCUUCCUACCCCGAUACUCGCCGCUGUUUGGGGUCACGCUGCGUGACGAGCUGGAGCCGUGCCGGGAGGGAACUUAA